This is a messenger RNA of Conger conger (European conger), 3269 nucleotides long. RefSeq names its product integral membrane protein 2Ca (gene itm2ca). NCBI's taxonomy places the organism in Eukaryota, Metazoa, Chordata, Actinopteri, Anguilliformes, Congridae. Gene Ontology annotation, biological process: negative regulation of amyloid precursor protein biosynthetic process. The coding region runs from base 119 to 901 and encodes 260 amino acids. Gene Ontology annotation, cellular component: Golgi apparatus; extracellular exosome; plasma membrane. Gene Ontology annotation, molecular function: amyloid-beta binding. The record is from RefSeq and is a predicted model, not a curated record. The transcript is spliced from 6 exons.
CCAAAGAAAACGGCACACAUUGUUUUGUUAUCGGCCGAUGCUGGAACAGUCAAAAGUGGCUAAUCCGCAGUUGGUAAAGUAAGGAGCACGUUUAGAUUCUUUGUCCCUGAAGACAGACAUGGUGAAGAUCACUUUUCACCCAGUCGGCGGGCAGAAGUCCGAGAAGGAAAAUGAUGCAGAUAAAACGGAGAUUCUCAUACCGCAUCAGCACGAGGAAGAGGAGGAGCUCGUUCUCCCUCUCCAUCCCAAGAAGUCCCCCAUGAAUGGCCUCUGUUGUCUGACCUUUGGACUGGUGGUCUUUAUGUCUGGCCUGGUGCUCGCUUCUAUCUAUGUGUAUAGGUAUUACUUUAUACCUCAGAUUCCAGAGGAGAACCUGUUCCACUGCCGCGUGCUGUACGAGGACUCGGUCUACGCCCCGCUGCGUGGCCGCCAGGAGCUGGAGGAAAAUGUGGGGAUCUACCUUGAGGACAAUUACGAACAGAUCAGCGUUCCCGUGCCGCAUUUCGGUGGGAGUGACCCGGCUGACAUCAUUCAUGACUUCCACAGGGGUCUGACAGCGUAUCAUGACAUCGCUCUUGACAAGUGCUACGUCAUCGAGCUGAACACCACCAUCGUCAUGCCCCCCCGGAACCUGUGGGAACUGCUUAUAAACGUCAAGAAGGGGACCUACUUGCCGCAGACCUACCUGAUCCAGGAGGAGAUGGUGGUGACGGGCCGCAUCAGAAACACGCGGCAGCUCGGCGCCUUCAUCUUCCGUCUGUGCGGCGGCAAAGACACCUACCGACUGAAGCGCCGCGCCUCCAGGAGACGCAUCGAUAAACGAGCAGCCCAGAGCUGUCACCGAAUCCGUCACUUCGAGAACACCUUUGUGGUGGAGACCACCAUCUGCGAAGUGGCCUAGCUGGAGAGCAUGGAUCCUCCACCCAGUGAGAAGGCAUCUCCACAGCCACUGUAGCCCCCUUCUUCUGAUUUAUAUUCAUUUGCACUUUAAGUGUGGUAUUGUUUGUUUGUUCUCUCUGAUUUAGACCUCAACUGUAUUUGAGAUCUGACCGUUUUAAUUUUACUUUCCAUUUGUCAAAAAUGAUGUGAUUAAAGAAUUGUUAGAGUUAUUACCGAUUGUUAUUUAAAUGUGACCUGUUUGCACAAUCAUGCUGUUCUGUAUACUCUGGAGAGGCUGAAGCAUAUUCCCCAGGUGGAACAACAAAGGGUUUUUGUUGUCUGUGUGAGGGGAAAUAAUGGCUAGUUAUGUCUUUGUUUCCAUGUGUCACGGUGACUCUCGUUUCCUCUUGAAUUAUAGUGUACCAUUCACCUCGUGUUACAAACUCCCGAGUGCACUUUGUAAAAUGUGUGUGUGUACAAACCUGCCAUUCUCUGCAUGCACACGUGUGUUGCUGUUACGCUUUCAAAUUUCUCUCUCCGUCCUGAGAUCUUGAAAAUGUGCCGACUCUCUUUCCUCUUCAUUCGUACUGUGUAGGUAAUGUCCUUGAAAAGGCGGAGACAGCGGCAGAAUUCUGAUGGGUCCGUAUGCUGGUUCAGGUUCUUUGUCUUCUGGCGGUCAGACUUUGUGGGCGAUUUUUAUCUGUUCUCCAGCAGGACACCUUGAAUAGCUUCACAUUCAUACAUCCCAAAAGUAAUUAUAAAAGGACACAUUUGGGUUGAUCCUUCAUUUUUUCCUUAUUAAAAAAUGCCUUGUUAGAUACCUUUUAAUGGUGGCUGUUAUGUAGCUAUAUUCAUUCAUGUUUUUGCAUUCUGUAACUGCUUCUCUAUAUGUUGAAUGCAGAAGAACACACACCUAAGUAUCUUAACUGUAAAAUCUAUCAUGUAACGACAUCCACAUUCUUUAAACUUAACUUUCUUUAAAGUUAUAGCUAUGUUGCUGAACAUUACCGUGUCGGAAGACAUUUCUGCCCCUCUCUGGGCAGUCCUCCAAACGACUGGAUUAUCUUUAGAAAAUGAAAUGCUGCUAGUGUCAGACCCCCCAGGGAAACCAUGGCGCUUUGUUUGGGCGUGUGGGUUUGUUUGAAAUGGGACUCUGGGAAUUGGAGUAUGAAAACCACCCCACAGAUGUCGCCAAUACUACCAAAACCGAAAAAUUAAGGAUUGACACUAAGGGCCCAUUUGUGAUCAUGCCAAAGGAUUGUGACUGCUUUUCCAACUCAAAAAGCAGUCGCUACGAGGUUGCAAUACCUACGUGGGUCUAUUAAGUCACUCUGCGACUUUCAUUUUAAUGUGUAGUUAUAUGUGUUCAUGCAUAUUGUAUGUAUACCUGUAGCGAAGGCACUAAAUCAGGGUGGAGAUUAAGGAAAUAAAGACCGUUAAAUAUUCCGUCUGAUUUCCUAAAGCGUGCGUUCGUUGCGACUCCCCUCUCUGCGGGAGGAUUUGUAGAACUGAAAGCCGGGUGUAAUUCGUCUGCGCUGGUAGAGCCUGUAGCUCACGCUGGAGGCUGGAGAAGCGUGUCGGGGCCCCAGACCUACACACAUCCACGGGCGUCAGAUGAGUUCACUGCAUGGGGGGGGGGAUUAACAAAUACACCAACUACAGCAUUACAUGCCAGAAAGAGGACCGUACUAAUAUUUACUCAUCUCUUCUAAUUCAUUAUAUUAUUGCCUUUUGGCAGACGCUCUUAUCCAGAGCGAUGUACAGUUAAUUAGACUAAGCAGGAGACAAUCCUCCCUGGAGCAAGGUUAAGGGCCUUGCUCAAGGGCCCAACGGCUGUGCGGAUCUUAUGGUGGCUACACCGGGGAUUGAGCCACCGAGCUUGCGGGUCCCAGUCAUGUACCUUAACCACUACGCUACAGGCCUCCCCCAAUUCAACUAAGUAGCUUAUGUGGCAUUAUCUUCGUAAGGAUGCGAGACUUCUAUGGUUAGGAUAAAGACGCAGUUUUGAAUUUAAGCAGUUGAUCUCAGUGUGUCUUCAGCAGGGUAUGACCGUCAGACGCGUGACCUUUCCCUCAGUUCUGGUGAAAAUGUAUGUUCACGCACCUGCAGCUCCUUGGUUUUUGUUUGUCCUUUUGUUGAUUUUCACUUCCUGCCCGUGUUUCGUCCGUGUUUCAGCUCUGCUCCUGUUGCGCUUUGAAAAAACGGCCCUCAGCCCUGCACGUCCAUUCCUCCAGGAACCUGUAGUCUAUUAAUAUGUUCUGAGACCACGUGAAGCCUUGGUUCAGAAACUGAACUAAAGUUAUUGCUGUUGUAAGAGAAUUUGUCAAUCUAUACCUUAUCUGUAUAUUUUGUCUGCUGGUAAAGCCUGUCUGAAUAAAUUAGUGAAAACC